Messenger RNA from Phalaenopsis equestris, 2050 nucleotides. RefSeq names its product folylpolyglutamate synthase. Gene Ontology annotation, molecular function: ATP binding; tetrahydrofolylpolyglutamate synthase activity. Gene Ontology annotation, cellular component: cytoplasm; mitochondrion; cytosol. Bases 21 to 1784 code for a protein of 587 amino acids. Gene Ontology annotation, biological process: tetrahydrofolylpolyglutamate biosynthetic process. The transcript is spliced from 16 exons. Lineage: Eukaryota; Viridiplantae; Streptophyta; Magnoliopsida; Asparagales; Orchidaceae. The record is from RefSeq and is a predicted model, not a curated record.
CAGGACCGCUAUGUACUUCCAUGUCCGCCUGCCCAUUCAAGCCCGUAAAUUGGAUCCGCAGGACAGAAAGAUUUCGUGGUCCUCCACGAGUGAACCCUUAUUCACCUCACCUCCAUAAUCUCUCUCGACUUCGCAUCCAAAACAUCCUCCAUCUGAAGCCUCAGCGAGCCAUUUCUCCUACCCUUCUUCCACUUGAAGGCAUGGUUGGAGGGGAAGCUGGUUCCUCGGAGCCGCUAACAGAAUACGAGGAAGCGCUCAAUUGCCUGUCUUCUUUGAUUACUCGACGAACCCGAGCCGAUGGGGCGAACAAGGGGGACAACUUUGAUCUGUUAUUCGACUAUUUGAAGAUUCUGGAACUGGAUGAGUCUAUUAGCGACUUGAAGGUUAUUCACGUUGCUGGAACCAAGGGAAAGGGCUCUACGUGUGCUUUUACUGAGUCCAUUUUGCGGAGCUGUGGCUUCCGCACUGGCCUCUUCACUUCCCCUCAUUUGAUUGAUGUCCGGGAGCGGUUUCGGCUGGAUGGCAUGGAUAUAUCAGAGGAGAAAUUUUUGGCAUACUUCUGGUGGUGCUGGAAUAGACUACAGGAGAAAACUGAUGAUAAUAUGCCGAUGCCAAAUUAUUUUCGUUUCCUUUCAUUGCUUGCAUUCAAAAUUUUUGUGGCGGAACAGGUGCAUGUUGCCAUUCUGGAGGUUGGUUUAGGAGGGAAAUUUGAUGCAACUAAUGUGGUUCAAACACCUAUCGUGUGUGGGGUCUCUUCACUUGGAUAUGACCAUAUGGAAAUACUCGGCAAUACAUUGGGAGAAAUUGCUGGAGAGAAAGCUGGCAUCUUCAAGCAAGGAGUUCCAGCUUACACUGUACGCCAGCCUGAAGAAGCAAUGUCGGUUCUUAAGGCUAAAGCAUCUCUUUUAAGAAUAUCCCUUGAAAUUGCAUUGCCAUUGGAUAGAGGAUUGCUGAACGGUCAAAAGCUCGGACUUGAUGGUGAACAUCAGUAUAUAAAUGCGGGCCUUGCAAUUGCCAUGUGUCGCACUUGGCUUCAAAAAACUGGACAUGCAGAUGGCAUAUUUUCUGAAACCACUAAGAGUAAUCUGCCAGAACAGUUCAUAAGGGGGCUUGCAUCAGCCAGUUUACAAGGACGGGCACAAAUAGUUCCUGAUCCAUAUUUUAGCGUGCAAAGUUCAAACGUCGGAUCUGGUGGCUUGGUUUUUUAUUUAGAUGGAGCACACAGUCCAGAAAGUAUGGUGGAGUGUGCAAGAUGGUUUUCCCAUGCUGGGAAAGAAAAUGCUCGCCAUGUCAAUCACCUUGAGGAACAACCUAAUAAUGAUUGCAGAGCACAGGCGCAGAUACUUUUGUUCAACUGCAUGACAGUGAGAGACCCUGAAAUGCUGCUUCAACCUUUCAUAAUUACCUGUUCUGACCAUGGGGUCCGCUUUCAAAGGGCUAUUUUUGUGCCAAAUCAAUCUGUGUUCGAUAAGGUUGGUUCUUACAGUGCACCACAAUCGGAUCCUAGACAAGUUGACCUAUCGUGGCAACUGAAUAUCCAAAGAGUUUGGAGAAACAUCAUUAGUGGAAGUAGAGGGCUAGAUGAUGAUACAGUUAAUGGUAUGGUGGAACCCUUUGAAAAGAGUGAACAAACUAUGGAGAAUAGUGCAGUGUUUCCUACUCUUCCGUUAGCUAUCAAGUGGUUAAGGGAAUAUGCAAAACAAAACCAAUCAACCCGGGUCCAGGUACUGGUAACUGGCUCCCUGCAUCUCAUUGGAGAUCUGCUUAGACUUAUUAAGGCCUGAACCUUUCAUUCAAUCUCAAGCUAUCGCCUAGUUUAUAUGGGAAUUUGUUUGUCUCAUGUACCCAACUUCUGCUUCUAUUUUUAAACUUGUUUGCGCAAAUGUGUGAAAACAUUUUUAAUAAUCUUAUUGUAAAAUUGCAACAGGAUUAGAGUUUCUAUUGUAAAAUAAGAUAAAAUUUAAUUGUAAUCGAGCCCGAGUUGAGAAUGCCAUAAAUUAUAAUUGACUUGGCAGGCUCAUAAGUUAUUAUGGUUGAGUUCGUGUUUUAG